Adineta ricciae is the source of this 666-nucleotide messenger RNA. NCBI's taxonomy places the organism in Eukaryota, Metazoa, Rotifera, Eurotatoria, Adinetida, Adinetidae. The record is from the annotation of a GenBank genome assembly.
AUGAUCGAGUACGAUAUUUCGACGACUAUCGUCAAUGCUGAUGCGAGCAAAGAAGUCAAUGGCCUAGGUGGAGGAUCAGUGCCAAAAGCAAAUCAAAUUGCUAAUGAUUUGGAAAGAAUGGAAUAUCCAACAACGUUUACUAUUUCCGAAUGUCCAGCCGGCAAUAGGUUUAUGAAUCAAUUAAUGGCUGUUACAGGACAACGCUAUAAUAUGGUGAUGAACGAUAUAGGUACAGGCACUGGUCGCGAUUAUAUGCUUCUCGGUUAUAGAGCUGAUUGCUUUACUGAAAACAGGAGAUACGAUGAUGUGGCUACACUGCGAACAGCAAAAUGCAUUCCCAUACGACUACACAAUCUCGCAACCAAUGAAGAUCUUCUCUAUGUGUCACUCCAUCACAGUCGAUCGAACCGACAGCAAAGAGAAGAGCAAAGAGCGCUAGCCGCUUUUGUUGAAAGAGAAGAAUCAUCACCCGAUGGAUUCGAUAUGGUUAUCAUUGGCGGAGAUACAAAUGCACCUCCAAAUGUUAUACGCAGGUGGCAACCAGCAAAUACUUCCAUCUUAAUUGAAGAAAGAAAAUCACCCGUUAGGUUUAUUUCAAAUAUAACAAUAGCAGUAGAGCUGGCAGUUUUCCUGUCGAUCAAUAGAAUUGAUGAAAUUUAUGAAUAG